Notolabrus celidotus (New Zealand spotty) is the source of this 1306-nucleotide messenger RNA. RefSeq names its product olfactory receptor 6N2-like. Gene Ontology annotation, cellular component: membrane. The record is from RefSeq and is a predicted model, not a curated record. Gene Ontology annotation, biological process: G protein-coupled receptor signaling pathway. Bases 181 to 1107 code for a protein of 308 amino acids. Gene Ontology annotation, molecular function: olfactory receptor activity; G protein-coupled receptor activity. NCBI's taxonomy places the organism in Eukaryota, Metazoa, Chordata, Actinopteri, Labriformes, Labridae. The transcript has a single exon.
UUGGUACAGCAUUAUUAAAAACCUAUCGCAUAGUGAUCCAGCUCACAUCAAACUGUUAUCUACAGGCUUUCAUCAACACAGAGGUGCAUUUUAAGCUUAUUUCAGUACUAUAUGUGAUCUUUACUACUGUAAUCUGGAGUUAUUCUAAAUUUCUGCUCAGUUUUGUUGUUUUAAACAUAUAUGGAUGUUGAAUUGAAUGUUACAUAUUUAGUAUUUGGUGGACAUGUAGAAGUGCACAAAUAUGGAUUUCUGUAUUUUUUGAUCAUGUUUAUUGUUUACAUUCUAAUAUUGUGCAUUAAUUCUACUAUUGUGUGUGUUAUCUGGAUUCAUAAGAAGCUUCAUGAGCCUAUGUACAUUUUCAUUGCAGCUUUGUUGGUUAACUCUGUUCUUUUCAGCACAGUUAUUUACCCAAAGCUUUUGAUUGACUUUUUAUCUGAGGAACAGAUCAUAUCUUUGACAGCCUGUAUCUGUCAGUGUUUUCUGUUUUAUUCUCUUGGAGGUGCAGAGUUCUUACUGUUAACAGCUAUGGCCUAUGACAGGUAUGUGUCUAUAUGUAAACCUUUAAAAUAUUCAACUAUCAUGAGUAAAACAACUGUCAUCGUUCUCUUGGCUCUAGCAUGGCUCGUACCUUCUACUCAGGUUGCUGCAAGUUUGAUUUUAGAAUCAAGGAGCAAAGUGUGCCGCUCUACUCUGAGUGGAAUUUUUUGUAAUGUUUCAAUUUCCGGACUCUUCUGUGAACUCUCAAAAUUUAAAACUCUAAAAGAUUUGAUCAUACUGCUCAAUAUUGCCCUUCUCCCUGGGCUUUUCAUACUGUUUACAUACUCCAGGAUACUCAUAAUUUCCUACAAGAGUGGGAGAGAGGUGAGGAAAAAAGCUGCACAGACCUGUUUACCUCACCUGAUAAUUUUGGUAAACUAUACAUGUUUGUGUGUUUUUGACGUCAUUAUUGCUGGACAUGAAUCAGAUUUACCAAAGACUGUGCGUUUCAUAAUGACUUUACAAGUAGUUUUAUAUCACCCCCUUUUAAAUCCAAUCAUAUAUGGAUUAAAAAUGAAAGAAAUAACUAAACACCUCAAAAGGUUGUUCUGUCCGGACAAAUUAAAGUAAUGCAUCCACUGUUUUUAAAUAUGUACACGCUAAAUACUCCUUAAACAAAAUAACAAGGUGUGAUGUCAUCUUUGGAGUUGUUCUAAGUAAAGAUGUGUUUCUAAUAUGCUGAUGACAAAUUUAUAAUAUUUUAUUUGAAGCCCCUGUGAGGACACUUAUAAAAGACACUUGUAAAGAAUAAAAAUGAGUUAUUAGAGAA